Molecule: messenger RNA, 4112 nt
Organism: Harpia harpyja (harpy eagle)
Lineage: Eukaryota; Metazoa; Chordata; Aves; Accipitriformes; Accipitridae
Gene: ST6GALNAC1
Product: ST6 N-acetylgalactosaminide alpha-2,6-sialyltransferase 1
Exons: 9
Coding region: 157-1869 (570 amino acids)
Molecular function (GO): alpha-N-acetylgalactosaminide alpha-2,6-sialyltransferase activity
Source: RefSeq, a predicted model, not a curated record
UGUCUAGGAAUGUUGGGAGAGAGGGUGUGCGUGUUCUUGUAGUGAAAUCCAGAGAGAAGACCAGCCCACUCAUUCAACACACCUUUGGAAAGCACUGCCUAGCAAGCACCUCUGGGCAGCAGCAGCAGAGCCUCUGUCGCUUUCAGGCAUCUCGCCAUGUGGUUUUUCAGGAGAAGGCUUCCUAAAAUUCCCAGAGCCCUCAUUUGGCUCAUUGUUUUAACACACUUCUGCAUCUUCAUCGCUAAUUUCAGCUCCUUGUUUGGCUUGUCAAAAACAAGGAUUUUCAGGCAAUUGAGCAUUUUCGAACGUGCCCCAGAUAUGCUACAAGCGGAGACCCAAGAGCAACAGGGUUUAAACUAUUCUGAUAAUGGGAACUCAAGGAGCUUUUUAAAGGUGAUUUUGGGGAGAGACGUCACAAGGCUCGAACAAGAUAUGGUUAAGAAGACACCAAGAUGGGAAGGAAAGGAGGAGCAGAAGAAAAUGAUGAAACCAGUUGCCAGGCUGGAGGAAGCCAAGGAGAACAUGACUGUGAAACCACCCCCUGCAUUGGAGGGAAUCAAGAAGACAACAGUGAAAACACCCCUUAGGGUGCAGGGAAACAAUGAGAAAACAACAGUGAGACCAGCCCCAGGGGUGGAAGAAGCCAAGGAAAAGACAAUAGUGAAACCACUUCCCAGGGUGGAGGGAGCCAAGGAGAAGGCAACAGUGAAACCAUCCUCUGGGAUGAAGGGAGCUCAUGAAAACAACAUAUCCAAAGACCAAACAAAGCCAAAAGAGCCUCCUGCAUCAGUGAAAACUGUAAGACCUCUUCCUCAGGCUGCUGCAGUGACAGAAAAGAAGAAGCUGAGGGCUGCUGACUUCAAGUCUGAGCCGCAGUGGGAUUUCGAGGACAAGUACCUGCUGGACAACUCAUCUCCACCAUUGACCUGCUCUGAAUCAGUGAAGGCCAAAGCUGCCAAGUCUGACUGGCUGCGAGAUCUUUUCCUGCCCAACAUCAUGCUCUUCACAGACAAGAGAUACUUCAGUGACAGUGAGUGGGACCGCCUUGAGCAUUUUGCACCUCCGUAUGGCUUCAUGGAGCUGAAUUAUUCAUUGGUGGAGGAGGUCAUGUCCCUGCUGCCCCCAAAUUCCCACCAGCAGCUGCUCCUGGCCAACAGCAACAGCAGCAUGCCGACAUGCAUCAGCUGUGCUGUCGUGGGGAAUGGAGGAAUAUUGAAUAACUCUGGGAUGGGCCAGGAGAUUGACUCCCAUGCCUACGUCUUCCGGGUGAGUGGGGCUGUAACCAAAGGUUACGAAAAAGAUGUGGGAACAAAAACCUCCUUUUAUGGAUUCACAGCCUACUCCCUGGUGUCCUCUCUCCAGAUCUUGGGACACAGAGGGUUCAGCAACAUCCCACAGGGAAAACAUGUCAGAUACAUUCACUUCCUGGAGGGAGCUAGAGACUAUGAGUGGCUGAAGGCUCUUCUGUUGAACAAGAACAUCAGGAAAGGAUUCUUGAACCACUACGGGCAGAGGCCCCGGGAGAGAUUCGGUGAAGAUUUCAUGAUGGACAGAUACCUGGUGGUUCACCCUGAUUUCCUCAGAUACAUGAAAAACAGGUUUUUAAAAUCUAAAAGUUUGGAAAAGCCUUACUGGCGGCUGUACAGACCCACAACAGGGGCCUUCCUGCUGCUAACUGCCCUCCAUCUCUGUGACUGGGUGAGUGCCUAUGGCUACAUCACGGAGGGUCAUGAGAAGUACUCGGAUCACUACUAUGACAAGAACUGGAAACGUCUGAUUUUCUACACUAACCAUGACUUCAACCUGGAGAAGCAGGUGUGGAAAAAGCUUCACGACGAGAAUAUCAUUAAGCUUUACCAGAGAUCCUGAUUGUGUGAUGAGGGCCAUUGCCUGGGAAAUCUCAGCAACACCUCACUGGGAAUGGAAGAGGACGACCAAAGCCAAGGUUAGCUCUGGACUUCCAGGCACAUUUCUUUCCCACAAAGCUAUUUCCCUCCUUCAGCACCUCUGUUCUCUCACAACGUUUCUACAAAUGUGCAGAUGCUAUAGACCAGGAAAAGAACAGCAAGAAAAUGCAGCACAUCAACAAAGAAGUCCCAUCUGGCUGUGCUGCAAGGCUGUUGCUGAUGGUUGUAGGCACUGGUAUUGGGAGAGAAGAAUCCAGGAUGGAUCUGGGUAGCAUAUGGUCCAGUGUCCUGCAUCUUCAUCGGGCUUUUCUGUCUUUGCAAGGAAAUACUCCUCAGGCUGGGACUCCUUCUAUUCUGGGUGGAUCUUCUCCAUUAGUGGUGCCCGUCUUGGAGUUGGGUGUACUGUCUAAGCAAGCUCUCUUGGCAGCCAGUGGAUGGAGGUGGACACACAGAUCCUGUCUCAGGUUGACUUAAUUCCUGGAGGUGCUGCUCCCACUCUGCUCCCUGCAGAUAAAAAGGAUGGACCAGACACUUCCACGUGACUAAUUUGAGAGAGAAUGAGUCUCACUUCUGCUUCCCAUUGUGGCCUUGUCAUGCCACCUCCGAAGGAGCACCACCAUCAGCUCAAAGGCAGGUAAAUGCUCUCCAUGGUGCAGCAGGCAUGCCGUACUUGGUGCAUCUUGCUCUGACGCUCCCCUGGCUGCAGGACAUGUGAAUGUUGUGUUGUGGUCCUGGUGUGCCAAGUCCUUGCUUAGCUGGGCUUUGGCACGCUUGGCUCCCAGCUGUGCCAGAAAUGCUGUGUUUGUCCUCUUGCCAGGGGAGGUAGGAGCUCUCCAAGUCCAGGGAUGGAUGCUAUCUGUCCUUGCUGCUGCUGGAGUGCCUGUCCUCCAUCGUGCUGAGAGGAGCCCAGUUGCAGCCAGCAAGCCUGCAGUGUAUUGGCCUUCUGAAAGGGGUUUUACAAGCAAAAUAAAUGGCACUACUUCAUCCCAGCUGAUUUUUCAUUGCAGCCCUGUGGGUUGUGGUUAUUUAGUGUGCGUCCAAAGCCAUUGCUUAAAGGCUGAGAUAGCGGACGAUGAAGCCACGAAAGGGCAGGACUGAGUGUUAAUGAGAAUACCUCCACCUGCAGGGGAUCUGCAGCUUGCGUGGACAUACCUUAGCAUCCACCACUUGUUCACGUUGCUAUUGCAGGGUGGGGAUCGGAGCUGGCCAAACACCUUCCUGAGGAAGUAGGUAAACACUUGGCAAGUUUGUCCUUGUCCCAGCAACUGCUCUCCAAGUAUAUCAGAUGCUGGAGACAAAUGCAUGAAGGGCUGGAUGUUUCCCCCAUGACACCAUGCAGGCAAAAAGCCACUUCCAGUGUCCAAGCAGGUCCAGUGCAUCUCCCUGGGCUCAUCAGGCUCUGGAUUGGGGCCCAGCUGCACACUUACGGGUCCCAGUGGACCUGCUGUGGCUGCGAGCGGUUUUCCUUUUGUGCAGCAUUUGAGUUGGGGGCAGCAGCAUCUCCAGGGACCCCCUGGACUCCGAGGGAGGCAUUUCAGCAUGGAUUGUCAGCACGGUUUGUCAGGCCUGAUUUCCUUUGUCCCUUUUUUCCUUGUGCUGCGGAGAGGCCAAGCAGUUUCUCAUGUCUCACUAGGCUUUUUGGCAAAGGACAACCCCCCCGCAUUGGUAAUCUAAACGAAGAAUUCAGCUUGCCUGGGAGAGGGUGUAGCCUGCGUUUGGCUGCUCUGCCCAUACAAGCCCUGUAGUGUCUGUAGGAGCAGGGAGUUAGCCGAAAUGCACUGUGCCUCUGUUGGGAAUGAUGUAUGUAGCCUCAUGUGAACAACAGACCCCUGGAGAGCCAUGGGCUUUGAAGCAGAUCAGAAAUACUUCCUGAGCAGCAAACGGCCUCCCUGUGAAGAGGGAGCCUGAUGGAGGCUAGUCACCCUCCAGAACCGACUGAGGACAAACUCCUGCACCCAGGAGCUCUGGACCCCGCUGGGCUCUUGGUGGGCAGUGAGGCAGCUUUGUUCCUUGCCUGUGCGUCGGGCCAUACCAAAUUGCUGUGGGUUGCUUAGUGACCAGUUCUGCAUGGGUAUUCUUUCUGCCUGAAUAGGGCUUUUCUCUUCCCAAGAAGUUGGAAGAAGUUUCUCUUAGACCCUUCCCUUCCCCCUCCUCCUCUUUUGUUUCCCUCUCCUCUGGGAAGCGUGUUGGGGCUGAGUCCCACCA